Clarias gariepinus (North African catfish) is the source of this 2414-nucleotide messenger RNA. RefSeq names its product CUB and sushi domain-containing protein 3. NCBI's taxonomy places the organism in Eukaryota, Metazoa, Chordata, Actinopteri, Siluriformes, Clariidae. The coding region runs from base 258 to 1433 and encodes 391 amino acids. The transcript is spliced from 11 exons. The record is from RefSeq and is a predicted model, not a curated record.
GUGCUAGGUACGAAGAUCAGUCUGUUUCAGCUCAGACGCGCGCUUCUGUGUUUGCCCAAAAACGCGGCGAAAAGCGGCGACAUCUAGGAGUAUAUUAACGAGAGGUAAUCUACAGACAACUGGAUUACAGCGGAGACUCCAUACACACUCCAUGAACAGGAUUAUACUUAAUUUACCAACGAAACCUUUUGUAUCGGACUGUAUACGCGUAUAGAAGAACCCUAUUUAUAACUAUUUAUUUCAGUUUAUUUCGAGAAAUGAUGAGAACGAAGAUGGUCUUGUGGACUUGGCUGUUGUUCCUGGUGGCAUUUGUGUCCCGGGGAGAAGCUGGUGAAUGUCUUAAACCUGAGCUGAAGGGAAAUGUGGUGUUCACUGACUCUGCUCUUCUGCAAAAUAAUUUUCCUAAUGGAUCUGAUGUCACUCUGGAGUGUGCUAUUGGCUAUGAAGUGGCUAAUGGCUCUGACACUAUUACAUGCCUCAAUGGGAAAUGGAGCGAUCAGAAGCUGAUCUGUAAAAAAAAAGACUGUGGUUUGCCAAGUACAACCCCCAAUCUGAAAUUUGAUACCCAUGAAGGAACAUUGUUUGGUGCAUAUAUCAAGCCAAUUUGUGAUAGGGGGUAUUACCUUCAGGGUUCUAGCUAUAGGCAAUGUCUUGCAACUGGCUGGACUGGAAGGUCAAAAUGUCUGUUGGUAACUUGUGGAAAGAUCCCUGAGAUUCCUCAUUCUAUUAUAGUCAGUAAACCAGAGAAGGAGAUCCUUGAAUUUAAUGAUGUCAUUGAAUACAGCUGUGAGGACGCUUUUACUCUUGAAGGCAACAGAUCUGUUGUUUGUCAGCAAAACAGGAAAUACAGCUCACUUCCACAGUGCAAAAAUAAAUGUUCUGAACCUAAGUUGGAGGGAAAUGUGGUGUUCACUGACUCUGGGCUUCUGCAAAAUGAUUUUCCUCAUGGAUCUAAAGUCACUUUGGAGUGUGCUACUGGCUAUGAAGUGGCUAAUGGCUCUGACACUAUCACAUGCCUCAAUGGAGAAUGGAGCAUGCAGGAGCUAAUCUGUAAAAUGGUACCUUGUGGGAAGCUUCCUGAGAUUCCUCAUUCCAUUAUAGUCAGUCAACCAGAGAAAGAGAUCCUCGAAUUUAAGGAUGUCAUUGAAUACAGCUGUGAGGACACUUACACUCUUGAAGGCAACAGAUCUGUUGUUUGUCAGGAAAAUGGAAAAUACAGUUCAUUUCCACAGUGCAAAGAGAUAGAAGGCAGUGGGUCAUUAAAAUAUCUCCAAGAUCAUUUGAAUGCAGGCAUAGGCAUCAUCACCAUCAUCGUCAUCGUUAUCUUUGGCAUCCUUCUUGGUAGAUACAUUUACCAGAAACGAAAAGGAGUGCAUCCUAGUGUUCCCAGGAUCAGCUCCGGAUCUCCCCUGACCCUGUCUAGGAUAAAGUGACUGAAGAUGGAGAUGACUAAAUAAAACUAAUUACUUCCCAUACAAUACAUCUUCAUAAUUGUAAAUCCACUUGUCAGUUGCAUGUCGGUUACAUUCCUACACUAAAAGGAGUAUAACUUCCAAAUGAACUCUGCUGCAUUCAUCUAAACUAUAGUGUAAUAGUGUUCCCAUGUAUCCAGGGGGUUAAUGCCCUAUUUGGGUCAUCUUUGUGCUUGCUAAAAUUUACAUACAGAAAUUGUGGAUCUACUCUAUUACUGUUUUCUGUUACUGAAAGAAAACACAGUAAUGGGGCAAAAAUAUCAUGGAAAAUUUACUUAUAUGCUUAGCAGAUGGCAGAUGAGACUUGUCAGCAUUAGUUAAAAAAAACAAAAAAAUGAACUAAACACAGCAUGCUUUUCUCACCUGGAAGCUAUUUAUAUCAUUACUAUUAUGUACCAGCUAAAUAGAUUGCCCAAGGGGCUAGUGGUAGAUCAGUGUGUUAAGGCACUAGUUACUGAUUGCAAGGUUGACAGUUUGAGCCCCAGCCCCACUAGGUUGCAGCUUUUGGGCCCUUGAGCAAGGCCCUUAACCCUAUGUUAAAAAACAAAACAAAAAAAAAAACAGAAUUUCACUGUGCAAUAAUGUGUAUCUAAUGAAUAAAGAUUGAACUUAAUACUACUUACUGACUCAACAAUCUGGGUCCAUAGGCAGCAUUUAUUUAAAAGUUUAGAUUACAGCUAAUGCUUAAACUGAAGUCUAUGGCUUCACUGUAUUCAUGUACAUUGGAUUGCAAGCAUAAUUCGUUCCGGAAUGCAGGUUCGUAUAUCAAAACUUUCGUAAAUCAAGGCGAAUUUUCCCAUAAGAAAAAUCAAUUGUUCCACAACCCCUCCCCCCACAAAAAAAAUACAUAAGCAUAAUUAAUACAAAACAUAAAGUAAGAAUAAAACAAAUGAACCUGCAGUUUACCUUUAAAAAAAUAACAAUAAAUCCUGACAGAUAGUG